AUGUACACUCAGACCCUCUUUUCGCUCGCCGCUGUAGCGAGCACCGUACUCGCAGCGCCCCACAAGUAUGCCCGCGCCGAAGUCAAGUGCACCGUCGUCUUCGAUGGUCGUGUCCCGGUCAAUAGCACACCCACCUCUUUCGAUACCAGCAACGCUUUGUUCAACCCCGACUACGUCAAGGGCAACAACUUGACUUGGAGCCAGAUCCUCCAGUUCCCCAAGGACGCCUCUCGCUUUGACGGUAACAAGUUCAAGGCUGUCGAGGUUACCAUCUCGGACAAGUCGAUCUUCCAGAAGCAGAAUGGAUUCCGCCGCGCAGGCCUCCAGUUCGCCAAGGACGCGCCUGAUGGCGAGGGCGGCAAGGGUGUCAAGACGCUACACUGGAGCGUAAAGCAGGACCAGGCUAGGCCCUUGAACCUGACCCACGAGUACCUCAACGUGUGGCACGAGACUGCCGACUACUCAGCGAACCAGAUCCAGUUCCAGACAGGCUCGCUCAUCGGCAAGUCUGACGCAGACAAGAGCAACUUCAAGAUUCUUGACCGCAGCGGCAACUUCCUGUGGUCUGUUGGUAUCGACCAGAGGAACUGGCAGAACUUCGCCGUCAAGCUUGACUACAACCAGAAUGACAACAGCCAAGUUUCCAUCUACUACUCCAUUGGAAACUCCGAGCUGUCCGAAGUCGUGACCAACAAGACCGUCAACAUUGCCGGAGGUGGCCAAUUCCAGCUCGGCAUGCUCAAGAAGCCCACUGGAACUUCCGAUGUGGCCAACGCUGGUUACCAGUCUCCUAACCUCAACGAGGGCCAGAUUUACGGUGGUAUCUUCCUCGAGGACUCUGCCAACGGCUGUGUCUCCCGCUAA
This is a messenger RNA of Parastagonospora nodorum SN15, 864 nucleotides long. RefSeq lists its product as hypothetical. NCBI's taxonomy places the organism in Eukaryota, Fungi, Ascomycota, Dothideomycetes, Pleosporales, Phaeosphaeriaceae. The transcript is spliced from 2 exons. The record is from RefSeq and is a predicted model, not a curated record. Bases 1 to 864 code for a protein of 287 amino acids.